Messenger RNA from Pipistrellus nathusii (Nathusius's pipistrelle), 1560 nucleotides. The record is from the annotation of a GenBank genome assembly. NCBI's taxonomy places the organism in Eukaryota, Metazoa, Chordata, Mammalia, Chiroptera, Vespertilionidae.
AUGACCCGGCCCGGGCGCUGGGCCCUCCUGCUGCUGUGCCUGCUGCGGCCCGCCGGAGGGAGGCCCCCCCUGGCCCCUCCCCAGAACGUGACGCUGCUCUCCCGGGACUUCGGCGUGUACCUGACGUGGCUCCCGGGGCCCGGCAACCCCCUGGACGUGACCUAUCGAGUGGCCUAUCAGAGCUUCCUGGCAACCCCCAAACGGUGGCGGAAAGUGAGAAAGUGCACCCAAACCACAGAGCUGACGUGCUCCCUGAUGUGCCUGGAGAAGCAGGACCUGUUCAACAAGUUCAAGGGCCGCGUGCAGGCGGUUGCUCCCGGCACCAGGUCCCCCUGGGUGGAGUCCAAGUACCUGGAGUACCUUUUUGAAGUGGAGCCAGCCCCGCCCAUCCUGGUGGUCACUCAGACAGAGGAGGUCCUGAAGGUCAAUGCUACCUACCAGCUGCCCCCCUGCAUGCCCCCGUCGGACCUUAAGUACCAGGUGGAUUUCUGGAAGGAGGGGACUGGGAACAAGACCCAGUUUCCAGAGACCUCCCAUGGGCAGCCAGUCCAGAUCCCCCUGCAGGCGGAUGCCAGAGGGUACCACUGCCUCAGCGCCAGAACCAUCUACGCCUUCGGUGACCCUAAAUGGAGCGAGUUCUCCGAGCCCACCUGCUUCUCCCUGGGGACCCCAGGAGUCCACUGGGCACUCCUGGCGCUACCGCCGGUGCUGCUGCUGCUGCUGGUCAUCGCCAUGGGCUGCGUGAUCUGGAGGAGCUUCCCCGGGAACCCCUGGUUCCAGCGGGCGAAGAUGCCCCGGGCUCUGGACUUUUCUGGACACAGAUACCCCGCAGCAACCUUCCAGCCCAGUGGCCCGGAGACUCUGGAGGGCUUGACCCUCUGUCCCCAGAAGGAACUGGCCAGAAGGGUCAGGCUGACCCCGAGAGGCAGGGCCGCAGCCACCACUCAGGCCGGGCCAGAGAAGGGCGGUGCCGAGGAGGAGGAGGAGGAGGAAGAGGAGGAAGAGGAGGAGGAUGCGGACAACAACGUCAUCGUCCAGCCCUACCUUGUGCCCUCCGGUUUCCUGGAGCAGAAGGACCAGGCCCCAGGGCGCCCGGAGGCAGGCGUCCAGGCCAAAGGCUGUCCUGCUUGCGAUGCUUCAGACGGAAGCGGGGCCAGCGCCGGCUCCUCCCUCCUGGAGGAGGCCGGGUCCUCGGGCUACAUGGCCAAGAAGGCGCCGGGCAGCGGGCUGGGCGGGAGCAGGUCCCCGGAGCCUCUCCCGGCCCUCGAAUCCUCCCAGGACGCGGGUUCCCUGGAGGAGCUCCAGGGGAGCGGCAUCUCCUGGGCCAGCUGGGGCUCCCCCACAUCGAGGCAGGAGCUCAUCCCCGGGGAGCCUCCCGUCUCUCUCCGGACACUGACCUUCUCCUGGGACUGCAACGCCGCCGAGGAGGAAGAAGAGGAAGUGGAGGAGGAGGAGGAAGAGGAGGAGGAUGGAGGGGAAUCAGAAACUGAGGAUGGAGGUGCUGGAAGCUGGGGGACCGGAGCCAGGAGCAGGACGUUGGGACAUUACAUGGCCAGGUGA